Messenger RNA from Sarcophilus harrisii (Tasmanian devil), 1207 nucleotides. RefSeq names its product proline rich transmembrane protein 1 (gene PRRT1). Gene Ontology annotation, cellular component: membrane. The record is from RefSeq and is a predicted model, not a curated record. Bases 133 to 1113 code for a protein of 326 amino acids. NCBI's taxonomy places the organism in Eukaryota, Metazoa, Chordata, Mammalia, Dasyuromorphia, Dasyuridae. The transcript is spliced from 3 exons.
UUCAGAGAUUGAGACUUUCCCACCCCCAGGCUGAAGGAUGGAGACUUACGCCUUUUAUUUCUCUUUUCCUUUCUUCCCGUCUUCCUGACCCCGUUUCUAUCUGUGUUCGUCUGCCUCUCUUUCUCGGUGUCUAUGCCUCCUGUGCCGUCCGCUUCUGUGUCUCUCUGUCUCUGUCUCCUCCCACCGUCCCCACCUGUCCGCACCGCCUCAGGUCUCUCGGACCCGGUUCCUCAUACUUCCCCUCCCCCUUACAAUGCCCCCCAGCCUCCGGCCGACCUCCCCGCCCCGCCUCUUCAGGCACCCUCCGCCUCCCAUCACCACCAUCACCAUCACUACCACCAGUCGGGCACCGCCACGCUCCCAAGAUUAGGGGCUGGGGGGCUGGCCUCCUCAGCAGCCCCGGCUCCGCGGGGUCCCUCGUCCUCCGCCACCCUGCCCCGCCCUCCUCACCACGCCCCCUCGGGACUGGCCCCCGGGGCUUCCGCUCCCGGCUGCGCCACCUUGCCCCGCCUGCCCCCGGACCCCUACCUCCAGGAAACCCGCUUUGAAGGUCCGCUGCCCCCUCCCCCCCCGGCGGCCGCCGCCCCGCCCCCCCCCGCGCCUGCUCCUCCGGCUCCUGCCCAGGGCUUUGUGGUGCCCACGCACCCCGGCACCGUGGGUACGCUGCCCCUUGGAGGCUACGUGGCCCCUGGGUACCCGCUGCAGCUGCAGCCCUGCACCGCCUAUCUGCCGGUCUAUCCCGUGGGCGCCCCGUACACCGGGGCGGCUCCGGGAGGGGCUGGAGUGACCCCCACGCUUUCCCCCCCGCCCCUGGGCCCGGGGCUCGCGCUGCUGGAGCCCAGGCGCCCGCCCCACGACUACCUGCCCAUCGCGGUGCUCACCACCAUCUGCUGCUUUUGGCCAACCGGCAUCAUAGCUAUUUUCAAGGCGGUCCAGGUGCGGACCGCGGUGGCCCGGGGAGACAUGGUGUCGGCCGAGAUCGCCUCCCGCGAAGCCCGGAACUUCUCCUUCAUCUCCCUGGCCGUGGGCAUCGCAGCCAUGGUGCUCUGCACCAUCCUCACCGUGGUCAUCAUCAUCGCCGCGCAGCACCACGACACCGACUGGGAUCCUUAGGGACUUUCCUUCUCCGGCCUGGAGACUCGGCAAACCCAGCUUCCUGCGGUGCCCCUUCCUCCCCCUUCCUCUCCAACCCCCCGUCCCUCCUCCU